Salvia splendens (bonfire salvia) is the source of this 542-nucleotide messenger RNA. Its product is annotated as LOB domain-containing protein 1-like. The transcript has 2 exons. The record is from RefSeq and is a predicted model, not a curated record. NCBI's taxonomy places the organism in Eukaryota, Viridiplantae, Streptophyta, Magnoliopsida, Lamiales, Lamiaceae. Bases 1 to 504 code for a protein of 167 amino acids.
AUGGGAUACAGCACGAGCUCCUCCUCUUCGCCGCCCUCCUCUCCUCCUCCCAUCCUCACCCCCUGCGCCGCCUGCAAGAUCCUCCGCCGCCGCUGCGUCGAUAAAUGCGUCUUGGCCCCUUACUUCCCGCCCACCCACCCCCUCAAAUUCACCAUUGCUCACCGCGUUUUUGGCGCUAGUAACAUUAUCAAGCUGUUGCAGGAGCUGCCUGAGGAUCAAAGAGCUGAUGCUGUGAGCAGCAUGGUUUAUGAGGCAAAUGCUCGGCUGAGGGAUCCGGUGUACGGGUGCGCGGGCGCAAUUUGCCAGCUGCAGAAGCAGAUCAGUGAGCUUCAAGCUGAAGUAGCCAAAGCUCAAGCUGAAAUCAUCAACAUGCAAUGCCAGAAUUCCAACUUGUUCGACCUCAUUUGCAAGCAAAUCUCGUCUGAGGAAAAUCCUAUGCCGUCGUUUCAUGAUAUUUUAAAUUACAGCGUUUUUGAGGACUUCCUUUUUGAUGACAGCGUCUAAGGAUAAUUUUAAUUUUAACAUAUAUAUACUUCAUGAAA